CUUCCUGGAGGGACUAUGCUUGUACAGGGUCCCCAGAGGAGGCUGCUGGGCAUCCUCAACUCCACCUCUGCAGCCACCCCUCACCUCAGGCUGGCCACCAACCAGACUGGCCCCCGGUGCCUGGAGGUGUCCAUUCCUGAUGGGCUCUUCCUCAGCCUGGGGCUGGUGAGCCUGGUGGAGAACGUGCUGGUGGUGGCCGCUAUCGCCAAGAACCACAACCUGCACUGGCCCAUGUACUUCUUCAUCUGCUGCCUGGCCGUGUCCGACCUGCUGGUGAGCAUAAGCAACAUGCUGGGGACAGCCGUCAUGCUGCUGCUGGAGGCGGGCGCCCUGGCUGCCCAGGCCCCCGUGGUGCAGCAGCUAGACCACGUCUUUGACGUGCUCAUCUGUGGCUCCAUGGUGUCCAGCCUCUGCUUCCUGGCCGCCAUUGCCGUGGACCGAUACAUUUCCAUCUUCUAUGCUCUGCGAUACCACAGCAUCAUGACACUGCCCCGGACAUGGUGGGCGAUCGCAGCCAUCUGGGUGGCCAGUGUCAUCUCCAGCACCCUCUUCAUUGCCUACUAUGACCAUACAGCUGUCCUGCUCUGUCUUGUCAGCUUCUUUGUGGCCAUGCUGGUGCUCAUGGCAGUGCUAUAUGUCCGAAUGCUUGUGCAGGCAUGCCAGCACACCCGCAGCAUCACCCGGCUGCACAAGAGGCAGGGCACAGUCCCCCAGGGCAUUGGCCUCAAGGGGGCUGCCACUCUCACCACCCUGCUGGGUGUUUUCUUCCUCUGCUGGGGCCCCUUCUUCCUGCACCUCUUGCUCACUGUCCUCUGUCCUCAGCACCCCACCUGCCACUGCAUCUUCAGGAACGUCAACCUCUUCCUGGCCCUCAUCAUCUGCAACGCCAUCGCGGACCCCCUUAUUUAUGCCUUCCAAAGCGAGGAGCUCCGGAAGACGCUCCAAGAGGUGCUGCUGUGCUCCUGGUGA
Messenger RNA from Miniopterus natalensis, 969 nucleotides. It is a transcript of the gene MC1R, whose product is annotated as melanocortin 1 receptor. Gene Ontology annotation, biological process: G protein-coupled receptor signaling pathway. NCBI's taxonomy places the organism in Eukaryota, Metazoa, Chordata, Mammalia, Chiroptera, Miniopteridae. The record is from RefSeq and is a predicted model, not a curated record. Gene Ontology annotation, molecular function: melanocyte-stimulating hormone receptor activity. Gene Ontology annotation, cellular component: membrane.